CACAGAGGGGAGAAACAAACCUAGCCGAAAUGGAUGUUGCUACUUCUUUACAGUGUUUUGAAAGGAGUCUGAGCUCAUAUACAGGAGACGACCCACUGGAUCCAUGGGACAAGUUUGUGGAUUACCUGGAGAAAACAUUACCUGCAGAGGGUGACAGCGGGAUGUCACUGGUGUUUGACACGCUUGUAGAGAGAUUUUUGAAUGUUGAGCGAUACGCAAAUGACAUCAGAUAUGUGAACUACUGCAUCAAAUGUGCGAGUUAUUAUUCCGACCCCACUGCACUGUACAGUCACAUCUACAGUAAGGGCAUCGGGACCAGGACCGCUGCCCUCUAUGUGGUCUGGGCACAGCAGUUUGAACAGAGGGCUAUGAAUGACCAGGCUGAUGCAGUGUACCAGAAAGCAAUAGAGAACCGAGCCCAGCCAGCCGACACUGUUCUCAAUGAAUACAGGCUGUUUCAGACAAGAACCAGCAGCAAGACAUCAGUAUCAGGAAGUCGCACCCCUUGGCAAAACUCCGAUUUGACCAAUCAGAUGUCAUCCCACAGAGAGCCGCUUGCUCAAAACAAGGCCUCUGUGGAUUUUCUAUCCAAACCACCCACACGUAAAACUGUCAUAACAGUCUCUCGCUCUGAGACUUCAGGGACGAUUCCCUCGAGUCAAGGCUCCAGCGUUCAGACGGUGUCCGAGUACAUGACCGAAGCACUCGUUUGUGAAGGAUCUGAAUUAUGCUUUGAGGAGGUCCGAGCGGAAAGAUACUUCUUCAAGCUUCAGAAGAAGCAGGAAAAAAAGCAGAGAGAAACCACGGAGAAGAAGCUGAGGGAGCAGGAGGAGGGCAUCCUGAGCAUUAAAUGUAUGUUGGAGGAAGUAAACCGGGAUCUGGACGCCUGUGGCGGUUUGACCAGCCAGCCGCCGUCGCAGAGGCCGUCUGUAGUGGAAACAUCCACCGGUCUGAACCCAAAUCCUACCCAGCAGUCCUUUGGGUGUCCUCGACCAUCAAACCAUCUAAGCAGCAGGUGCUCUCUUGGCUUGAGAUUACACAACGAGCCGACCUUCUUCCACGAGGCUGCAGCUUUCCCCGAACCUCCUCAACAGCAGAACAACACCAGGACUGCUGACACAAAUGCUCCGAGCUCAGCAGCGUCCCUUCAUCCCUCUGUCCUGACUGACAGGCGCAUUCACUUACCAAACCCUGCACCGACUUCGCUGUCCACAGACCAAGCGUCGGUCGUCCAGACCUCGAUGGCCCCGCCUCAGACAGCUCAGCAGCCUGCACCCUUCGAGCAGAUGAACCAGUCGCUCCACAGACCCGCCGGCACCUCUGCUGUGAACACUGAGGUUUCCUGCCAGGACGAUCAAGUUCAUCCCGGCAGCGCAGAGGACGGUCAACCCCCGGAGCACCACACCACACAUCAGCAUGUUGAUUACCCUCCAGAGCCUGAGGAGAAACUCAACAUGUCACAGGGAGGCACAGGUAACCUGUCUCACAUCACUCCCAACAAUUCACUGGGCUUUGUUCAGGCCACACCGUCCAGGGUGCUGCCAUCACCUACUGUCAACACACGAGAAGCACUGGAUGUGAUAAUGGACAUGUUCCAGGCCCCGACUCUCAUAGAGGACCCGUUCAACAACACAUCGGUGCUCCACACUGCUGAGAAGGAGGCUGAGCCCGGCCACCCGAGAAACGGAGGCGUCUCCUCUUUGACGAAGCCCCCGCCCACAGCCCAGUUCACCAUCUUCCAGGAUGACGGUGACAAAGAAAACGUCAGAGUCGCUGCUCCCUCAGCCGUUAAGAAGUCUAAACCAACCAGAGCUCUGUCUGAAAUCCAGGUGUCCAACAAGCCUAAUGAGACUCCUCUGGAUCUGAUGCCGGAUGAGAGCACCAUGUGGGGAGCUCGCUACAACUCCCUGGGCUCGCUGGCUGCUUGUCCCAACAGCACCACAGACUUCGCCAUGUUGGCUCAGUUUUUCUCCACUCCGUUCACACACAAAACUCCUUCCGGCAGCAUAUUUUGCCAGGACAAAGAGAACAACUGUGAUGGCGGUGACGCUGAUGACCAUUUUUUUAUCAGGAAUCACCCGACAUAUCUCAGCCCCAUCAUGGAGCAGAGUUCGUCUGAUGAGAAGCUCUCGGAAACGGCCGCCAGUCAUCUCGUGCCUUCCUCCGAGAGACACGGCGCCAUCGACGGCGAGGGGCCCGCCACAGCCCAGCUCUGCCUGACCGCCUCCUCCAUCACCAUGCUGCAGCCUCCCGCUCCUGCUGUGCUCUCCUUCAGAGACCGGACUAUCUGUCCCACCAACUCCUCCAUCCCCAGGACCACAGCACGCAGCUGGAAAGUGUACGUCAGCCCAGACAAGCCCCCCGAGCCAGCUUCUCUGACCUCAGAGGAGCCUGAGGGUUCAGUCAGACCCAAAAGGGAAGAUUUCACAAUCAUGGAAGAUUUCGACAGCCCUGCCAGCCCAGAACGAGCCCAGAAACAAGUCCAUGAUGUCCCCAUGAGCCCAGAAUGUGCUCUUAAACCGGACUGGCUGGCCAUCAGAAGCCCUGAGGCCCCAGUCGAGCCAGACCUGGAUGCCUUCCUGAGUCCCCGUCUGCUCAAGAAAGGGGAGGCCGUCCCCAACAAGAGCCUGGACAUCCCCAUGAGUCCGGAACAGCCCCAGCUCUGCGCCGACGUGCCCAUGAGCCCGGUGCAGCUGCGUCACUUCAGCACUGCGGAUGAACCCAUGAUGAGUCCAGACCGAGGGCUCGGGCCGAGCCCGGACGUGUCCAUGAACGCAACACCAGCCAAGGCAGCCGCGCUCCAGCUGGUGUCAGAUCCCUGGGAUGAUGAACUGAUCUCGAAUCUGCUGUCAGCGCUCACGCCACCUCUCACUUCUCACCCGCACUGCAUCACCUGGCAGUGCAACAUGCCCAACAUCAACCCGAAGAUGACCAUCAGCAUGGGAAAAGCAUCCCUGCGAGUCGACUGUAUCCUCGGAAAAGGCGCCUUUGCGACGGUCUUCCAGGCUACUGACCCCACGACCUCGGAGAGGAUGGUGUUAAAGGUUCAGAGGCCAGCCAACGUCUGGGAGUUUUACAUCAACACUCAGCUGGACGCUCGGCUGCAGCCCGGCGUCCGUCACCUUUACAGCAGCAUUCGCUCCGCCCACCUCUUCCACAACGGAAGCGUGCUGGUAGGCGAGCUCCACAACUACGGCACUCUGCUGAACGCAGUGAACAUCUUUAAAACCCUGAGCGACAAAGUGAUGCCGCAGCCUCUCGUCAUGUACUUCACCAUCUGCAUCCUGAGCAUGGUGGAGCAGCUGCACAGCAUCCGAGUCAUCCACGCCGACGUCAAACCUGACAACUUCCUGCUAGGAGAGCGGUUCUUGGAGAACAAGUGCUUCGAGGCGGAGAACGUGGACCACGGCCUCGUCCUCAUCGACCUCGGACAGAGCAUCGACAUGGAGCUUUUCCCAGAAGGCACUGCCUUCACCUCCAAGUGCUUGACGUCGGGCUUCCAGUGUACCGAGAUGCUCAGUGGGAAACCCUGGAACUAUCAGACGGAUUACUUUGGAAUAGCAGGGACUGUCUACUGCAUGCUGUUUGGGACGUACAUGCAAGUCACGAAUGAAGGCGGCGUGUGGAGGACAAACGGUGCAUUUAGAAGAAACCCCCACAGCGACUUGUGGCAGGAGUUCUUCCACACCCUGCUGAACGUGCCGGACUGCGGCUCUCCGCCGAGCCUCCGGAGCCUCCGCAGCCUCCGCUGCAAGCUGGCGUCCGUCCUGCAGCAGAACUACAGCAGCAAACUGCCCACGCUGAAGAGCCGCCUGGUGGUUCUGCUGCUGGAGAGCCACAAGGCGGCCCGGAGAUGACGGCGCUCCUUUCUGUUGCGCCGCAGCUCGUUUUAAAAACGUCACUGGAGGACGUACUGAUCAGAAUUUGUACUUAUAAAAAAUGUAAAUUUGUUGUUGCUUUUCUAGUUUCUAAUAAAAUUUGUGUUGAGCCU
Chelmon rostratus (copperband butterflyfish) is the source of this 3991-nucleotide messenger RNA. RefSeq names its product BUB1 mitotic checkpoint serine/threonine kinase (gene bub1). The coding region runs from base 30 to 3857 and encodes 1275 amino acids. The record is from RefSeq and is a predicted model, not a curated record. Gene Ontology annotation, molecular function: protein kinase activity; ATP binding. The transcript has 23 exons. NCBI's taxonomy places the organism in Eukaryota, Metazoa, Chordata, Actinopteri, Chaetodontiformes, Chaetodontidae. Gene Ontology annotation, biological process: meiotic sister chromatid cohesion, centromeric; protein phosphorylation; mitotic spindle assembly checkpoint signaling.